AUGCGUUGCUUUCCAAUCUACCAUCUGUUGGUCGCCAUAGGCCUUCUGGCCUGCGUCGCCUACUCCAAUCCCAUCCGAGUCCCCAGCGUCCGCGUCCCCAGCCCUCGUGUCCCCAUGCCUCGUGUCCCCAUUCCUCAUGUCCCCAACUACAGUCCAGAAGACACAGAGGAAAAGAAGAAGGCUUGCGGCUGCGGCGGUCGCAAGCGAUGGGAAGGGUGCCUCGGUCACGACUACGGUCACAGAAGCGUGGACGUACCAGAGCAUGACGGACAUCACCACCACCGAAGGAAUGAUGGAUCUCCCAAGGCUAAUGCAGACAUUGAGAAGAGCGAGACCAAGCCCGAAGAGAAUAACAAGAAGUAUAAAGUUCCUCUCAAUGUUCCUCCCAUGAUACCUGGCGAAACCCUCUUCGACUACAUGAAGAGGAUAGGUGUGCGCUGGCCUUGGGGCUAUCCACGCUUCGUCUUGCCCAUCGAGAAGGGCGAGACUAAGGCCAAAGAUCACAAUAAAAGGGGAAAAGAAUAUCCAAAAGUCAGAACUGUCGAGGAAAUUCGUGAACAUUUCGAAAAGAACAGAAAAUUAAAGGAGCCACCACACGAAAGACGGUCAUUCCCAACAGCUAAUGCACACAUCGAGAAGACCAAGACUAAGCCCGAAGAUAAUAACAAAAAGGGAAAAGAAUAUCCAAAAACCCGAACUGUCGAGGAAAUCCGUGAACACUUCGAAAAGAACAGAAGAUUGAAAGAUCUACCUCAUGAAAAACGACAGGAUUUCACAAAUCCUCAUUACGAGAAACUCGGCUAUGAGGAACAACAGGCCCUCCGAGCAGUCAACGUCACCAUCGAGCAGAACGGUAAAGACCCUAUCGCCAUCAACAUCAUCAUCCGGAACAACAGCAAGAUGAAUGUCACCAUCAUGACACGCAACUCUGUCGUUGAUAAAGAUUCCUUCCGUCUGGGCUACUUUAAUAUCUCUCCAGACGACACAAAGAUCAACUUUGCGCCCCAGAGGGAGGAGUUUGAGUGGUUUCACACGCAGAUGGGCAAAUACACCAAGCCUCACGAUCGCAAGUAUCACAAAAAGUAUUUGGUUAAUGAUCUGGUGCAUCUGAGGCCGAACGAGACUUAUCAGCAGACCAUUCCCAUUCCCAGUGGGACUAAGGGCGAGAAGGAACAGUGGUUCAAGAUGAUUCGCCAUGCGAAGAAGAUCAAGCUUUUUUUUGGAGGGUAA
This is a messenger RNA of Fusarium coffeatum, 1230 nucleotides long. RefSeq lists its product as uncharacterized. Lineage: Eukaryota; Fungi; Ascomycota; Sordariomycetes; Hypocreales; Nectriaceae. Bases 1 to 1230 code for a protein of 409 amino acids. The transcript has a single exon. The record is from RefSeq and is a predicted model, not a curated record.